UGCCGGGUGAUGUAGUAAACAUUCCACACAGAGCUCUGCCAUCAAGUCAGCGGAAGGCCCACCACCACCAUCUCCACUGGCACCACCUCUCGACGGUCAUCGUCACCGCUACCUAAUUUGGAGCAACAGAAGCUGGGAAUGGUGGUAGAGAGAGGGCUAAGGAAGGUAACAAUUCCAAAGGACUAUGGAAAGGAAUGCAUUAAGAGUGAUUUUGAAAACAAGGGGACAGUAUAUGCAAAAGUCUUCACUUACUUCUGAUGAUGAACUCCCACCUCCAAGGAGAAGAAAGCGUUUAAGAAGGCAGAGGCAAUCAUAUACCAACACUGAAGACCUUAGUGAGCAGGUCAAAGAUAAAGUCACAUUUCCCUGUUCCAUCUGCCAGCAUGAAAUUGGCCUUUCUGAAAUUUUCUUCCAUAAAAAGCUACAUGAAGCUAUGGCCACACUGGGUUUUCAGUGGCUGGGUAAAAAGAAACCCACGCAGGAAGCAAUGGUUGCUCAAAGACAGAUUACAAUCACCAACCUCUUAACAUCUCUUACAUACCCUGAAAAAACCUUAGCGAGUGUUAAUCAUGCGUUUGAACUAGUUUUGAAGAAACACUUGCCAGCAUACUAUAAGAUUAUUGAUAACAUCCACAAGCGCUACAUAUAUUCUAAAAAACUCUACCAUAUAUUAAUUAAAAGCAUAGCCGUUUGUAAUGACAGGAAUUCUACAUGGAGAGCUGAGAUGCAUGAUAAAUUCACAGUAGUUAGGAAGUUUGGCAAUAAACCCGAUGUGUGUUUUUUUGGUUUGUUUGCGGGGUAUGAUGGUGCCUCCGCUGCAGACCUGACAUCAAGGGAACUCCCAAUUUUAUUUCUCCAUCAACUUUCCACACGUGAUCCUUCCUACCAAAUGACCCCUGAAGAACAAAAUGUAAUCGAUUCCUUUUGCACAGUGUUUAGGGAAGAUUACACAGCUAUAGAAGAUUUCUUCUCCACAAAGAAAAAAGUAAAAGCAAUGGAGUGUGAAUAUGAGGAUAUACACAAAGCCUUUGCAAAAGCAUUUUGGAGAAUGGAUAGGCUUUUACGUCUUGGAAGGAAAGAAGAAUCCAGGGUUCAGUGGAGUGGCUGUUCUGCAGUUGCUUGUAUGCUGGAAAGCCGGAGUGGAAGUUUCAGCGACAAGAAAAAUUUGAGAAGCACGCAUGACCUCGGUGGUUUGGCACAGACCUUCCCUUCUCAGAAGACAUCACAAUUAAUUUCUGGAGUAGGAGUACUGCACAUUGCAAACACUGGUGAUGUGGAAGCACUCUUAUGCAGAAAUGGGAAAGGCUUUUACCUAACCAAAGAACAUACUACAAAAAACAUAAAUGAAAGAAGACGAGUACUUCAGGAAGGAGCAAUAAUUAGUCCAAAUGAACCACAUGGGCUCCUAGAAGGGAAAACAAAUAUUACAAGAGGACUUGGAUUUCAUGGAAAUCUCAAACUGAAAAAAUUCAUUAUUCCAGCACCUCAAACUAUUUCUGUCCCUAUAAAUAACUUAUGUCAAUUCCUAAUCUUAGCCACUAGUGGACUUUGGGAAGUUCUGGAUAUGGAGGAAGUCACUGCAAUGGCAAUAACAGCAUUUCAAAUGUAUAAAGAAAGAUACUGUUCUACCAAAAAAAGCAAAUACUUGUCAUCCAAAGGGUCUCUCACUUUCCCAAUCAAAGUACCAAGGAUUAGUGAAUUAGAAAGUAAUGCCCAGAUACUGUUUCAGUCUAAAUCUGAAUCUACAGAAGGUAUUUCAACUAUGAAUUUAAAAGAAUUUUUGCUAGAUCCAAAAUUUUCUACACAUUUCACAAGUAACCCUAAAAAAUUAGAAACAUUUCUACCAGAAGUGACUAAUCGUGAUCCUUACAUGGAGAAAGAAACUUCUGGAUUGAGUGGUAGAGAUGGUGUGUCUAAAGAUUCAAGAGAACAAGAAAAAGAAUCAUGCACUAAGAGUUUCUACAAAGGUGCAGCCGAGCAUAUUAGCCAGGUACUUGUAAAUGCUGCCUUCUCAGCGGGCUCCAGAAACAACAUUACCGUCAUGGUGAUACUUCUCAAGGGAAGUGAGUAUCUGGCUCUGGCAUAAAAGAUAAAGUUCUAAUUAUUCAGAGUGCAAAAAUACAACUCCACAAAGGCAUUACUUCAGUGGACCAUAUUAUUAGGGUGAUAUAUCAGUAACACGCAAAUCAUUUUUAAGAAUGUAAUAAAGAAAAUGUCAAAGCAGAUUUUAGCUUAUACUUUACCGUUUAUGUAUGUUCACUUUCCACGUCAAAAAAGAGAAAAAGCCAGUACUUGCUUUUUAUACCACUUUAUUCCAACCUGAGCACCUCAUAUAAAACUAAACACUGGUGAACUGUUUUCCUUACUAAUCCUGAAUCACUGUAAAUGUACAAGUUCUGCUAACAGUCCAACACUUAAAUAGAUUAAAUCAUCUGACACAUGGUAGGUUUCAUAUAAUGAAAAUACCUAAAACAAUUAGUGCAAUAUACUGAACUGAUCAAAAAGAUGAACUUUGGGAAACAAGGCUGCAAGAUUGUUACUAACAAUUCGCAAUACUUAUGUUACAAAUUACACAUACAUUGUUUAUUAUGGUUCUAGCCUGUGUAGGAACUGAAGCCCCUUUUUUCCAAAGGGGGAGAGAAGGAAAAAAAUUAGCUGUUUUAGUAACUGUACAUUUUGUAUACUUUUAAGCAACUCUUAAAUAUUACAGAAAAGUAAUAAACAUAUAUGAAGACUACAAUGCAGUACCCUAUUUACAGUACAGCUGAAGAAUGAAUUUAAAAUAAUCAAGUUUGAAUGUACAUAAUUGUUAGUGCACUGACUAUCUUAUGUCCAAAGGGAACAGAAGCCCCUUCUCCCUGCCCUCGAACAGAAAAACCUAUGUAAUGGUCAGCAGUGAUUAAACAGAAUCAUAAACACCUGCUUUCUCU
This is a messenger RNA of Talpa occidentalis (Iberian mole), 2930 nucleotides long. It is a transcript of the gene PP2D1, whose product is annotated as protein phosphatase 2C like domain containing 1. Gene Ontology annotation, biological process: protein dephosphorylation. Gene Ontology annotation, molecular function: protein serine/threonine phosphatase activity. The record is from RefSeq and is a predicted model, not a curated record. Bases 185 to 2086 code for a protein of 633 amino acids. Lineage: Eukaryota; Metazoa; Chordata; Mammalia; Eulipotyphla; Talpidae. The transcript is spliced from 3 exons.